UUAGAAAUAACAAAAGUUGGUGGUGAGGGACUUUCUUAUAAAUAAACCAUUUUAUCAAACCUAAAACUCUCACCUCAAUCCGCCGUCCGACGCCGUGUCUCUCCACACUCGCACCACUCCCUCCCUUCUUCGGCGGCAGAAAGCACUCACUACAAAGACAUUUUAUCGGCUUGAGCCGAGCCGCCAAUCUCAGCUCGUUCACACCUAAUUCCUCAAAUGGAGUGUGCUUUGGGUAUGGCCACCGCCACUCAUUUUCCGUCGUUCUCGAGACUAAAUUCAUCACCAAAAGUACGGCUCUUCUCCGUCACUUGCCAAUCUGUUUCUCUCUCCGCCUCCGAGAAUGUGGAGAGGCCAUGGAAAGUGGCGGAUGCAAGGUUAGUGCUGGAGGAUGGUUCAGUUUGGAGGGCAAAGUCUUUUGGUGCUUCUGGAACUCAAGUUGGUGAAGUUGUUUUCAACACUUCUUUAACCGGAUACCAAGAGAUUCUUACGGAUCCUAGUUAUGCUGGCCAGUUUGUCCUGAUGACCAACCCCCACAUUGGCAACACUGGUGUUAAUUUUGAUGAUGAAGAAUCAAAGCAAUGCUUUCUUGGAGGACUGGUUAUACGGAGUUUGAGUAUUAGCACCUCAAAUUGGAGAUGCAAACAAACACUUGGAGAUUAUUUGGCGUCGAGAAACAUUAUGGGAAUAUAUGACGUGGACACUCGUGCAAUUACACGUAGAUUAAGACAAGACGGCAGCCUAAUAGGUGUAUUGAGCACCGAAGACUCUAAAACAGAUGACGAACUUCUCGAAAUGUCUCGAACAUGGGACAUAGUUGGGGUGGACUUGAUCAGUGGCGUAUCGUGCAAGGCUCCGUACGAAUGGGUUGAUAAAACAGGUUCAGAAUGGGAUUUUAACUUCAACAAAAGAAACGAGGACACUUUUCAUGUUGUUGCUUAUGAUUUUGGUAUAAAGUACAACAUACUCCGUCGAUUGGCAUCGUACGGCUGUAAAAUCACCGUGGUUCCUUCAACAUGGCCUGCAUCCGAGACACUUAAGAUGAAACCAGAUGGUGUGCUUUUCAGUAAUGGUCCAGGUGACCCCUCGGCAGUUCCUUAUGCUGUUGAAACUGUUAAGGAAAUUAUCGGAAAAGUUGUUGUUUUCGGAAUAUGCAUGGGCCAUCAAUUGCUUGGUCAAGCAUUAGGUGGUAAAACCUUCAAAAUGAAGUUCGGUCACCACGGAGGAAAUCACCCAGUCCGCAAUAUUCGAAAUGGCCGUGUUGAAAUCAGUGCUCAGAAUCACAAUUACGCGGUGGACCCUGAAUCGCUUCCGAAAGGUGUAGAGGUAACUCAUGUGAAUCUGAAUGAUGGAAGUUGUGCGGGGCUUGCUUUUCCUCAGCAGAAGCUCAUGUCACUUCAAUACCAUCCCGAGGCUUCCCCUGGGCCCCACGAUUCUGAUCCUGUGUUCGGAGAAUUCAUACAGCUAAUGAAGCAAGAAAAGCAGCGGGCUUAACUAAAUAAAGGGAGCUCUUGCCACAAAAAGAAGUAUUUACGUAAAGUGCAGUUGAUCCCGUAUUUGGUAAUCUAUGUGUGUCUAGAUAAAAACAUAUUCUGCAAAUUUCCGCGUCUGUUAUUUGUUGUUAUGCAUGAUCGGUCUAGCUUACCGGUAUUUGGCCUACGUUUUAUUUAUUUAUUUAUUUAAGUUGAGAAGACCGUGCGAAAAGCAGUUGGAUAAAUCUUUAUAAGAUUAAAUUCAUAAAAAAGUGCAUUAUUGUUCGUAAUGGAAUUUCGGGUUAGAGAAUAUAA
This is a messenger RNA of Erythranthe guttata (spotted monkey flower), 1784 nucleotides long. RefSeq names its product carbamoyl phosphate synthetase A (gene CARA). Gene Ontology annotation, molecular function: carbamoyl-phosphate synthase (glutamine-hydrolyzing) activity. Gene Ontology annotation, cellular component: carbamoyl-phosphate synthase complex; cytoplasm. The record is from RefSeq and is a predicted model, not a curated record. Lineage: Eukaryota; Viridiplantae; Streptophyta; Magnoliopsida; Lamiales; Phrymaceae. Gene Ontology annotation, biological process: L-glutamine metabolic process; 'de novo' pyrimidine nucleobase biosynthetic process; L-arginine biosynthetic process.